GUCGAGUGUAAAGAUAAGUCGCUAUGGGGGCAGGCACGCUAUCCAAGCCAAGCGGGUCCACAACGGCAGAAGCGACCAUUGACACGAUCACCAACUACUCUGCCCAAGAGAUCGCUACGAUCGUGAUCGGGUUUGGGGCUGCGUACGAGCCGUACGGGGCGAAGAUUGUCGACAACGGCAUCGACGGGCAGCUCAUGGGCGAGCUCGGCAUCGACGAAGUAUCGUCGAUUGUGCAGACCCUCGGUGUCACCAACGCCAUUCACGUCAAGAAGAUUGCGUUAUUCUUCAAAUCGUUUAAGGAAAAACAGCUUGGCAUAACGUUAGCGAGCCCCCCCGUGGAUUCGCCAGCCAUAAGUGCAGCGUCGCCUGCGCGGUCUACGGGCAGCCGAAAGAUUCGAAGGACGUCCAUCGGACACUCUGUCGAGAAACAACAAACGAGUGAAGAUGUCCUCGCUAGCCUCCGCGCCUCCCUCGCCACGGACAACAAGGAGGUAUCGCCGGACCCCAUUGCUGUAGGAGCCGCCGUUCCAUCGGCUGCCACCCCUCCAGCGCAACCAACCACUACCUCAUCUUCACCACUCCCUGAACCAGCAGCCCAGGCGACCACAGAAUUAUCAUCUUCCCAACCAUUAGUUAGCCCUACUGCUGCACCUUGAAACGUAUGUUGGAGUGUUCACCACACUACAUGCAUCAUUUACACUUUUC
Messenger RNA from Aphanomyces astaci, 705 nucleotides. RefSeq lists its product as hypothetical. The record is from RefSeq and is a predicted model, not a curated record. Bases 24 to 656 code for a protein of 210 amino acids. The transcript has a single exon. NCBI's taxonomy places the organism in Eukaryota, Oomycota, Saprolegniomycetes, Saprolegniales, Verrucalvaceae.